AUGCUAGUUUUAGCUUUUCUUACAACUACAUUGUGUGGUUUCGCCGACGUCGUCGCCGCCAGUGAAGUGGAUAUUUCAAUUUCGGAAAAUAGCAACACCGCUGCUAAUUUAAAACAUGAUGAUGGCCAUCACUUGGAGACACAAUCAGCAGCAGCAACAGCCACACUUCAAGAUAUAACAGAUACCGGUGGUGGUGGUGGUAGUGGCAGUGUAAUGGGCAUUCCCGAUAGCGGUGAUCUAAAUGCAGAAUUAUUAAAUCGUUUACGUUUCAUACCAUCACAAUUGGAUUUUGGUGAAUUGUCUGUGGGAACAGUACAAUCGCAUACCGUCACUCUCGUCAAUCAAAAUCGUAAUCACAGUGUUUAUCUUAGUUUGGUAACGGGCGGAACUCCGUCAUUUUAUAGUAGCUUAUUUGAAGCUAAAACUGUGCCACCGAAUGGUAAUACAACAUUUGAUGUGGUCUUUUUACCCAGGGAAAAUGGUGCUGUUCGAUCAAAUUUAUUCCUGCACACAUCGUUUGGAAAGCUCUUGCUAAUGGUGAGCGGCGAGGUACGUGAAUGUCCGUAUCGGCUAAAACCAUUGGUUGGCAUACGGGCACCUUUAAAUGCCACCUUAAUGCCCAUGAUACACAUGUAUAAUCCACAUGAAAGAGCAUUGCAAAUAUUGGAGAUUUACAGCAGUGGUGGAAAAUUUAAAUUAGAAUUACCAAGCGGAGACUCCGAAGGACCACACGGUCUAUGGGAGAUACCACCAUAUAGUACGAAACCCAUUAUAGGUAUACGUUUUCAGGGUUAUACUGCGGGCAAACAUUCAGCCUAUAUACGUAUAAAAAUUGCCGAACCCACCUCCCAAAAACAAAUCUUGGUUAUACCAGUGGAAUUUGUAAUAUUAUCCGAAUAUGGUAUAUAUGCUGUUAAUCCGGUCAUCGAUUUUGGUUAUAUUGCCUUGGACGACAAACAACAGCAACCAAUUAAACAAAAACUUUACCUACGGCAUUCCAAACAUCAAUUGGAUAUACAAAAUUUGGAAUUUGAAUCUCUUACGCUAACCAAGGCAGCAGCGUCGUCUUCGGCGACGUCGGGGCAUACAUAUCACAAUGUGGAACUUAUAGUACGGGCUAAUGUCUACAAGGGUUCAUUGUAUUAUGACAGAAAAUCAACAUUAUUUUUGGAUCGUGAACUAAGGUGGAAUAGUAGUAGUUCGCAAAGAUGCGAUAAUGCCACAUCGGAUGAGGCAUUAUCUCAUUUAAAAUGUACAAAUUUGGGUGAGCCCCGACACAUAGUGCUGCGUAAUGAUUAUCAAAUUCCUUUAUUAAUUUACAAUAUAACAACUGGGUUCAAUGAAAGCUCCAAGCUAAAUUUAUACCUGCAGCAGAACCCCCUACUGCAAAAGGGAGAAAGUGAAAGUGAUGCAGUGGUGGUAUUGCAACCCGCAGAUACCAUGGAAUUAACUGUGGCCUUUAGAUUGGCCACAACAACACAACAAAACCCCGUAGAACAACCAGAGGAAGAUCUCAAAGAUCUACUGAGAAAUUAUAAGACUGCCAUUUAUGUUUAUACGAAUAUAUCGAAUCCAAUCCAAAUACCCAUUGUUGUAAGCUCUACAAGUUUGUUUGUAACCACACAGACGUCGUCAUUAUGGCGCUCAAAAAAUUCCGUUUAUACCAAAGAAAUACAAAUAAUUUCCUCCGCACCCCUUCGUGAUAUUUCUCACAAAGGUUAUAUCGUUUUGCAAAAUCGUAAUUCAAUACCCAUUAAUCUGAAUAAUUGGGAUUUUCAAAAGACAUCGGGUAUUUAUUAUGCGGUUAAAUUUGCCGGGUCUAUUCGAGCCAUGGAUAUUAAUGAAAGCAAUGAUUAUGCAAUAGACUUGGAGAAACAUAGUUAUCGUUUGGAUUCCGUAUUGGAGGAAGGUGAUGUGGCAGUGUUUGAGGUGGCUUUGAUGCCAUAUUCCAUAUCGGGUACAGCCUAUUUGAGUAUAGCCACAUCGUAUGAGAAUAUUACGGUGACGUUAAAUUUUGAUGUGGUCUUUGGUAAACUAGAAGUGGAUCAGGAGAAAUUACAUUUUGCCAAUUGUUUUCCGGGUAAAAUCUGUUCCUCCGAACUGAGUAUACGAUCCAGCUUCGAUCAGGCCAUACAUAUGAAACAUAUUAACUUCAGUGAUCCCGGUCUAAGAUUUGUGGAUAGAAGUUCAAAGGGUUCGAUCAUUUCACCUAAUUCUGUUACAACUGUGGGUCGCAUAUAUUUUGAACCUUCAGCAUUGUGUGGCAAUCGGUGUUACAUACCACAGCAUACAGAUGAAUCCACUACCUUUCCCCACAGUCCCCAGGUGGAUAAAAUUCUCAAUAUGCCACAUUUCGAUGAAGUUGAACUGCGAAGGCGCACAGAAUUAUAUCGCCAUUUUAAGUCAUAUUUUCAAAAUUUAGAUUUUAUCAUGACCACUAAGCAGGAGGAAAAUUUUCAUCUAAAUCUUAUGAUUGAAAUACAAUGGCCCCAGUUGAUACCAACGCGACAAGUUAUACCCACAGUGGAGGUGAAUAAAACCCAGGUAUUUGAAGUGAAAAUUUCAAAUCCUUCAGAUAAACCGAUACUGAUUGAUUAUUCAUUGGCCGAUCCAAAAUUGGCACAUCAAACUCAAUUCACCCUGCCACUGGAGGUGAUCAUAAUAACGCCGACUUGUUAUUUAACCGAUAAGGCAGUGUUUUCCCUGGUCAAUCCGGCGCCCAGUAAACCGAUUUUGAUACCCGGUCUCACCUCCAUACGAGUGCCGAUAACAUUUAAAGCCUCCUCGAUGGGUAGCUAUUGUACCCUGUUGCAUAUACGCAAUAAUUUAACGCUCUACGAAGGUACAUGGAUCAGUGCCAAGGCUGUGCAAUCACAUUUUCGUUUGGGGAAUCGUAAACCGGGAUCACCCACACCAUUGCUGUUUGAGAUCACUGAGCAGCAGUUAACGGCGGCAUGUCCAAGUAAAGAGGAUAAACCUUCGAUUAUUUCAAGACGAGUUUUUACCGCUCGCAAUUCUGGCGAACUACCAAUAUGGAUUGAUAGCAUUUGGAUUGGUGAUCAACCCUGUCGUGGCUAUGGUUUUCAAAUAAUGGACUGUAAAAGUUUUGAACUCAAGGCGAAUUCAACGAAAACAAUUGAAAUUCAAUUUCAAACAGAUUUCACAGCGACCCGCAUUACAAAACCCCUUACACUGAGGACAAAUCUUACGUAUGCAGUAAAUUAUGUGUUAGUCGCCCAACUGCCUUCCAAAGGCCUGGAACAGUGUACAUCCUUAUUGCCGCGACCACCAUGGGAAGAGAAAAUACGCAAUGCCACCAUAAUUAUGUUAAUAAUAACUUUCGUUCUGGUCCUCAUUGCCGUCCACAUAGACUAUGGCAAUAUAAUGUAUACCCAGGCAACGUUAUAUGGAGCCCGGGAAAAGGGGACAAUACAUCCAACAUUUAAUUUAAGAAACAUAGCCAUGCGACAGAACAAUAAUGAAAGUUCCCCGACCGGCGAUGUGGAGAUGACAUUGAAAAAUAAAAGUGGUUUGAAGAAGAGGAAUAACGUGGGUGGCGGCAAGAAUCAAAGAAUGGCAAAUGGCGAGGCGAUUGUGUCAUCAUCCUCCUCGUCGUCUAGUUCUUUUUCUGCCUUACCCAACAUGACGCUGGCCGAAAUGGUUAGCUGGACUUUUGGAAGCAAAACCUCUAGAAAAGCAAAUAAAUUGAAUAAAAACAAGGAAGCUACGGUGGCCACACCGACGCCCUCAGCGUCCUCCAACGUGACAACAACAACAAAUUCCUCCCCAGCUUCGAAUGAUGUAAAAAAUUGUAAAAAUAAAUUAACCGAAAAAUCAUUGGUGGAAAAAAUGGAUGAGGAUUUGAAAAAGGCACAGCCGACAGUCUCCGUCAAGAAACCCACAAAGGUAACAGAAAAAAUUGCUAGCAAGCCCCGCGACGAAGAAGUCAAACAGUCCAAAGAAGAUGUACCCCCCACGAACAAGGAGGUGAAAAAAGAAAAUAAAGCCUUAACAAAAAAUACCACAAAUAAAAACACAUCUAGUCCCGAACCUAUGCCUUCAAAAGAACAAAGAAGAUCUUUGGAUUCUACCAGUUCCAAUACAACACACAGUGAUCCAUCGACAAUGCGUCAAGUUAAAACACCUCCUCCCGUUAGUAUACCAUCCUCAGGGCCUACAGUGAAUACGAACAAAGUGAGCCCCACGACCACCACCAGCCAUGUGAUGCCAAUGACCGAAAUAACCAAUCAUCAAACACCAAUUUCCAAGGAAACCACAAAUGGUCGCAAGCUGGGCAAGACACCAGGACGUGAACGGCGAAAGCAAACCACACAAAAUACCUCACCCACAACAUCGUCUUGUUCGUCGGCCUCUACGUCGUCUACAUCCUCCAGUUCCAUACCACAACACCAACAGCCGCAGCAGCAACACAAUACAGCUAAACGUUUCGAACGUAAACCCAAAAGCAGGGUCUCGAAUUCUCUUAAAUUUCCCACACAAAACUUUAGUCAUGCGAAUUCUGUCUACUCACAAAUGGCAGCAGCGGCCAACGAUCACAAUGAUCAAACAUUUCAUCAGGAUGUGUUAUCGCCUUGGGACUAUAGCAGCCACAUAACAUUUAGCGAUGUUCUGCAACAGACCCAACAAUUUGCCAAUGCCCAAUCCAAUGCUAAUGCCAACUCGACAGGAACCACAUUGCUCAAUAGUGAUUUAAAGAUGUUCGAUAACCCCACUUCAACUGCAUCCCCCACACCGUCAACAGCAUCAUCCGGGCCAAUUAAUUUGCCAUUUGCCGCCUCCCCACUUGAGUUUAACGAUGGACCUUCUAAGACGGAUUUGGGCCCCAUUGGUUCCAGGAAAUCACCCUCCUCAACUCCCGCCUGGGAGACAUUGAACAGUGCCAUAACUUUACAAUUACCGCGGCCAUUGAAUACAACCCUGACAACUACUUCACAACCACCACCACCACCCAGCCUACCCUAUGAUUUGCACAGUUGCCCCAAUUAUGGUUUGAAUGAUUUGUUGACAGCUCGCCAAACGAUACAACAAAUUGCUGCAGCCAAUGCUGCCCAAUUCCUAUUGCAACAACAACAACAGCAGCUGCAGCAACAACAACACUAUUUGAAUUUCAAUCAAUCGGCAUUGAACAACAACUGGUCGUCGGCCAACACCGCAACAUCGUCUUCAGGUUGGACCCCGUUUUUGGGUAAUGGUGUUGCAGAUUUAUCACCAACCCUACCCAGCCAUUCGAAUGCUGAUAUUUUUGGCGGCGCCGUUACAUCCACCUCUACAUGGAGUACAACACCAGCAUCCAGCAGCAUUGAACAACAUUUUGUCAAUAGUCAACAAUUUCCCAUGAAUACCGAUGUUCCGAUUACCAACACACACAAUGGCGGCGUCUAUGUCCGCUAG
Musca vetustissima is the source of this 5412-nucleotide messenger RNA. It is a transcript of the gene Tmem131, whose product is annotated as transmembrane protein 131 homolog. NCBI's taxonomy places the organism in Eukaryota, Metazoa, Arthropoda, Insecta, Diptera, Muscidae. Gene Ontology annotation, cellular component: membrane. The record is from RefSeq and is a predicted model, not a curated record. The transcript is spliced from 8 exons. The coding region runs from base 1 to 5412 and encodes 1803 amino acids.